CAUUUUCUUCUAAUGCAACACAGAAAUAAAUUUCAGAAAGCUAGUGGGGGCGCUGGGCUAGCUAUAUUCUGCAAUUUUUUUUUGUUUUCGGUGGAAGGUCGUACGAAGUAUUGAAAAGAUUCCGAUUUACUAUGUCGUUUGUUGGUGUUGAUAAGGUGCAAAGAUUAUUCCAGAUUAUAAAGCACAAUGGAGGCGUAGUGAAGUCGGUCGUGAAGCUGUUUAGAAUGGAUGACUUGAGAAUGGGUUCGCUCGUCGGAACGGACAAACUCGGCAACAAGUACUACGAAGAUAACAGAUUCUUUUAUGGGCGCAAUCGGUACGUAGAGUAUGCUGACCACGUCUUCUUGGACUACGACGGGAGCCAGGUUCCAGCUGAGUGGCACCGCUGGCUGCACUACAUGACAGACGACCCACCAACAAAGGUUCCCCCAGUGCCUCACAAGUGGUUGGCUCCACAUACUGAGAACCUGACCGGCACUAGUGGAGCUUAUAUGCCGUACAGCACAGUUCCUCCCAAAAUUCAUUCGUGGGUUCCUCCAACAAAGAAGUAGAUGCCAUCUCUUGGCCGUAGGGAAAACAGUGAUGCCUGGUGUGAAACGUGGAUGUGUACAUAACAGCGUUUAGGUAGCGUAAUAAAGAAAAUCCCAGAAAAUGCAUGGGUUUGAAACACGGA
Ornithodoros turicata is the source of this 673-nucleotide messenger RNA. RefSeq names its product probable NADH dehydrogenase [ubiquinone] 1 alpha subcomplex subunit 12 (gene ND-B17.2). The record is from RefSeq and is a predicted model, not a curated record. Bases 132 to 551 code for a protein of 139 amino acids. Gene Ontology annotation, biological process: response to oxidative stress; mitochondrial respiratory chain complex I assembly. Gene Ontology annotation, cellular component: membrane. NCBI's taxonomy places the organism in Eukaryota, Metazoa, Arthropoda, Arachnida, Ixodida, Argasidae. The transcript is spliced from 4 exons.